Gadus morhua (Atlantic cod) is the source of this 1803-nucleotide messenger RNA. RefSeq names its product zinc finger BED domain-containing protein 4-like. The transcript is spliced from 2 exons. Gene Ontology annotation, molecular function: protein dimerization activity. Bases 103 to 1239 code for a protein of 378 amino acids. The record is from RefSeq and is a predicted model, not a curated record. Lineage: Eukaryota; Metazoa; Chordata; Actinopteri; Gadiformes; Gadidae.
UUAAUUUUUAUUAUUAUAAUUACAUUAUUAUUAAUAAUAUUAUUAUUAUUAUUAUUAUUAUUAUUAAAGGUCCAUGCCAUUCUUCGGGACAAUGCAAGCAAUAUGAAGAAGGCAAUGAGGGACCUGGGAGUCUCCAGCCUGGGAUGUUUCUCGCACAUGAUUCAACUCGUGGUGCACGAUGGACUGCUGUCCCAGCGAAGUGUGAGCGAUGCGCUGGCCAGUGGGAGAAAAAUAAUUGGGCACUUCAAACAUUCCCCAUUGGCCACAUCAAGACUUGAAACUGUCAAGACGGGACUGGGAAUGCCAGUCAAACGUCUGAUCCAAGAUGUUCCCACCCGCUGGAACAGCACCUUUUAUAUGACUGCGAGCCUGCUGGAGCAAAAGAGUGCCAUCUCACUCUAUGCUGCAGACCACCAGCUCCCAGCAACACUGACAGCAAGUGACUGGACCUUGCUGGAGAAAAUCAACACUCUUCUGGCUCCAUUUGAAGAGAUCCCAAAACAGAUCAGUUUCGCCACCUCCACCACCUCAGAGGUCAUCCCCUCAGUCAUCGUCCUUAAGCGUCUGUUGGCCAAACAGACCACGGAGGACAGCGGGAUAAAAACAAUGAAGGCAACACUUCUAGCAGCUAUGGGCACAAGAUUCCAGACCGUUGAGGCGGAGCCCUUGUACUCUGUUUCAACCAUAUUGGACCCACGUUACAAAGACAGAUACUUCACAAGUGCAGAGAGCAGCAAGCUUGCAAGAAGUGCACUGACCCAAGAGGUGGAGAAAAAUGAGGAGUCAUCACUGCAGACAACCACCACAGAGGCAGCAGACCCAGCCAGUAAGACCCCACGGAUGACAACAGAGCCCAACACAAGCAGCUGCUUUAAGGGGCUGUAUGAGGAAUUCCUGCAAGAGCAUGCUGCUGAACAAGGUGGGGCCAGCAGCACAGUUACACAGGUGCAGAUAGACACAUAUCUGGCUGAGAAAACAAUCCACCGCACAGAGAGCCCAUUCGAGUACUGGGGAAAGAAUAAAGAACGGUUCCCCUCCCUGGCUACUACAGCUGCAAAGUUUCUCCCCGCUCCCUCCACCAGCGUAGAUAGUGAGAGGCUUUUCAGCAGAGCUUCUAACAUACUUGAUGAGAAGAGGAAUAGGCUGUCAGGAGAUCAUGUAGAAACACUAAUCUUCCUCAAGAAAAAUCUGCCAAUGUGCCUGAGCUUGAACCCCAAAGACUUGAAUCCUCAAAAGUAAACAAGAGUAAACACUACUAGGCGUUGUGUGACAGAUCUGUCACUGAUUAAUGCUAUUUGUUCUUACCUCAGAUACGUUAAAUUAAUGCAGCUAUCUCUCAAAUGUACCUCAUAUGUAUAUUAUUUCUUAUUUUAAUACAAUUUAACGUUCUACUUCUUACUCUUGCACUAGUUUUAUACACUAGUAUUAUGUUAUAAUUUUAUGAAAGUUGCACUAUUUUGGCAUUUGAGAGCCAAUACUCAAAAACAGGGUUUUUAAGAGUUUGUAAUGUAUUUCAAGUUCAAGUUCAAGUUCAAGUGUUUUUAUUUGUCACAUACAAUAAAUUGAAGUGAAAUGUUAAAGGGUCAAUGCUCCACACUGUGCAAAAAUAAAUAAAAAUAAAAUUUUAAUGUAAUGUAAUUUUAAUGUAUUUUACUUUCUUACUGUUGCACUGUUGCACUGUUCACUUCUAUUAUACAUGUUCUAAUUUCAUGAAUGUUGCACUAUGUUGGCCUUUGAGAGCCAAAAGUUUAUUCAGCUAUUGUUGUCACCCAUACCAGGUAGGCAAUAAAAAGUUCUACUGGA